Sesamum indicum (sesame) is the source of this 426-nucleotide messenger RNA. The record is from RefSeq and is a predicted model, not a curated record. NCBI's taxonomy places the organism in Eukaryota, Viridiplantae, Streptophyta, Magnoliopsida, Lamiales, Pedaliaceae.
AUACCCACAGCUUCAAUGGCGGAUCGGUCCGAGGAAGAAGAGGCUUUCUUAUUCGCCAUGGAGCUAGCUUCUGCUUCUGUGCUCCCCAUGGUACUCAAAUCCGCCAUAGAGCUGGAUCUCCUCGAGCUCAUUAAAAAAGCUGGUCCAGGAGCUUCUGUUUCUCCCUCCCAACUCGCAGCUCAACUUCCAACCAAAAACCCCGACGCAGCCACCAUGAUAGAUAGGAUGCUCCGCCUCCUUGCCGCAUACUCCGUCGUCCGCUGCAGCCUGAAACCGCUUCCAGACGGCGGCGUGGAGCGGCUCUACUCUCUUGCGCCGGUCUGCAAGUUCCUGACCAGGAAUGAGGAUGGGGUUUCCCUGGCCCCGUUUGCGCUCUUGAUUCAGGACAAGGUUUUGAUGGAGUCAUGGUAAGUGAUGUGUAGCUAU